CGCGCCUAUACCCACCACUAAUCCGCGCACGAUGGCUCGUCCAUCGUCGCCGCACACUGUGUAUCCAAACUCUUCCAAUGACCACAGUUUUACGCCCAGACGAGAAUUCAUCAGGGACGACCGAGUUCCCUCCACUUUUGCUAUCCUCACUCUCUCUGCUUCUUCUCUCAUCAGGCUCUUUGGCUUUCCUCAGCCCUUCAUCUCCGCUCUCAGGAAACUACUGCUUGAAAAGGAUCGUCUUGCAGUUGGUUUUCGCGAGGAUAUCACGCAGAACUUUUGCGAGUUCACUCUCGAAGGGAAACCAUGGGCGAGCCCCAAGAGCAUUCCCUCCGAAAAGCUCCUUGUGGAUAUCCUUGCCGUUCUCUUUCAACAUGGCUAUGUCUUCCUUUCUACGCUAGACUAUGGCCGCGAACAGGACGAUCGUGUCGUUAUGGCGUUUUCAAAGCCCAGUCCUAAUCAUGCCCCACAAUCAUCCACUCCCCUACUCUCGCCCCUUCAUAGAACUAGCGGCCACUCGCCUACUCCCACUCUUCCGCCUGUGAGAGUCCCAUUUGCCCUAUCCUUUCCCAACGCCACGACUCUCCGAGUCAUUUCCCCACCACUUCAUUCCACCCCCGCGAUCCUGCAAGCAGUGCGAGGUGCAUGGCCACGUGGUGUAGAAUCCGAAAAGAAAGUCGGCGAUUCUACGUUUGAGUUCAAACUCAAGGGCUACAAGUGGUUCCAGGAGGAUACAUUCGCGACUGACUCGCUGCGACACGUGUUGACUAUCCUUGCCUCAUUGAACUCGUUCGGUUUUACUCUUCAGACAUCAAUCUCCGUUGCAAAUCGAUCACGAGUCAAGGACCUAUGGAUCUUUACUGGUCUCAGUAAUGCAGACCCGCCAGAUUCGCCGCCUGCUAGUCCCGACAUGUCCAAGACUUCCUUGCAGGUAGCUCAGGGAGGGCCGACGCCAGACACAGGUCGUUUUGUAGACCAUCGAAAGGCGAGCAGCGUCCCUGGACUAUCGCAAUCUCACCUUGAUAAGACAGGCCACGGCCGUGCGGCUACUGACAAGGGGCCCACCGCAGCCGUCACGCAGUCGUCACCUCUCGCGAGCCAUCCUAGUCUCUUGCGCAAGCCCGCUCCACGAGCACAGCUCCCAGUAUCUGUUGCUGGAUCUAGCACAUCUCAGGAAGGCGUGCCUCCCAUGUCUGGACCAGCCACGCAACGCCUUCCUCGCACGUCUGAAGAACUCGUCCGUGCCAAUCUGCCUAGCACCGUGGGCAGUGCCACAGAUAUGACUGGCAUAGGUACCGCCGCCCACCAGGCGAUGGUCGGACCUUCUGCAGAACCCAGUCCAGCCAUUUUCUAUUCCACGUCCCCCAAGCCACCGGAUACCCAUAAUCCAUAUUUCCCCUCGACCACCGCUGCUCUCGCACAAUCCGCCAGACCGGCAUCACCCAAGGCCAUUCCUAAGGCACGAGAUACCCCGCCAGAGUCUGUUCCCCAGAGUCCGGAACCGUCCACUACCACUUCGAUCACUCCUCCGGCUUUCCCUUCUCCCAACGCGACCGUCGAGCAACCUCCACGAAACACCCUUCAAUCGACCGCGACCACGUCGACAACUUCGACCCCUCCUCUUCUCGGUCCCGGAGCAUUCCGUGAUUCAGCUUUCAGCUCAAACACGACGCAGACGUACGAGAUCCCUAUUACAUGGACCGGGAAGGAGCCAGAGAAGGAUACGCCAGACGGUAGGAAGCUUCGUGAUCCGGUUCUUCCUGGUGGUUGGGCGAGUCCCGUACAGGAGAAGCCUGAACUGGACGAGUCUUCCAAGUCUUCGUCCCCGACCGAUGGGCCAGUCGAGGACCAAACAGACAGCAGGGACGACGGAUUCCUGCGCCCGGGUGGUGAAUUUGGACCACGAACGAAGGAGAUGACGCCGGAGCAGCAGCAGGUUAGGGUCAACGAGCCCCAGUUGGUGCAACAGGAGACGGAGAGAAAGAGUCACCCGGUUCUUUUUGGCGAGAUUCCAGGAGCGAAGUUGGAAGUGAAGAAUGUCGGUGAUACCAAGAACGACACCCCGAGCGUUAAGCAGGAGCGACAUAAGAGCGCAGAUGGCUGGGUCAUGGUCAAUGUCGCACAACCGACUUCCCCGUCUAGUCUUCAUCCACCCUCACAUACGAAGAGCGCGUCGGAACCUGCGGUGACGCUUUCGAAACCGGCCAGUCCUCCGAACGGCAACGGUGUUACGCACGCGGUGAAACCCUUGGAGUCAUCCAUGUCACCAGCAGCGAAAGCUAUCGUUAUGGCGGACGCUCUGGAGGCUCAUAAGCCAAAGGGUGGAAGCAGGGCCACUUCGCCUGCUAAUGACGCUAGGCCAGCUGAUUCGCCUUCUAGGCCAAGUUCUCCACAACAAUCAUCGAGUUUCCGCCGUCUUUUCUCGCUCAAUCGGUCCGGAGAUGAGUCGCAGGGGAAGCAGAAGAAGAGGGAGAAAGACGAUCGCGGUCGUAGUAAGCUGUCGGGGGCUGGCGUGACGAAGACGAAGAGUAUGGCUCAGGAGGAGAUCGACGAGAAGAAGAAGGCGGGGAAGACGUCGAGGUGGAAGAGGAAUAAGGUCCCUCCAGACGUUUCCAAAGCUUCGGAGCGCGUGGCGGUGGAUUGAGCACCGCCGAAUAGGACUUUCUGGUAUGUAUGGCUAGAUCUUCUCAAUCCUCUGCCUCGUUCGGCCUGGUGUUUCCAUUGAUUGUUUCUUUCUGUGGACUUUUUUGUGUCGUGUUCUUGGUCACUUGAUGGGACGCGACUCCCUUGUUGCAAUGCUUUUUGGAUGGAAGGUCUAUUUUUUAAUCAUGUUUGCCUUCAUGUUGCUCGAAUAUCUGUAAUCCUACACUUUUGUGCGCACUUCCAACCGACUCCUCUCUUUUCUUCAUUAUCUUAUGUAUCUUGUUUCUUACCCCGCCCAUGGCUGUACGACUACUUACUUAACUAGCACCUCUUUCACCCUUCAAGUUGUUGUCCGCCGUCGGCUGCGUACUCCUCUCCUCCUCUUCCACACGUCUCUGACAUAUCCUAAUCUUUAUCUGUAGUAGCUGGUAUGCUUAGCGGUUGGCAUUCUUUUGCUCGACGGUCUUUUCUCUUGACUUUAUGCUUGCUUAGAUUGUCUGGUUACAGCGUAGAACACUUCAUUGGUGUACUGCCCUUUGAAUUCUUGUGUUUAUGAUGGAUUGAUUUUGUUCGCUCUGCUAUAGUAGCACCCUGUACAUAGUGCAUUUACGAUGAUAACGAAGUGGGACGAUUGUUUGUACGUGGAGAUAGACAGUGAACGAUUCCUGGGUCUGCAGCGCACAGACAAGACUGACAGUCAUUUGAUUAGUGAGCCGCAACAUCGAUUCGUACCAGAUUCUAUUUGUGGAGAAUUUAAGACGGCUAUCGUACAUGAACGACAACCCUAUCGUCGUUUCUUUGCCUUCUUGCUUGGCGUCGCGGUAGUCGACGCCUUGCCCUGCUUAGACGCAUCUGCUUCCUUGGUGUCAUCCGGAUUCACAAGAGCAUUGAAGCCGUCCAUAAGGUUGCCGCUUUGUAGCGAGCUCUGUACCUUAGCCAUCUUCGCAUGGUUCUGACUAACCUCUUGCGCCAGCUCAGGAUCCAUAUUCUUCAUGAGAUAUGGCAUGGCGAGCAUCAUGCCUCCUCCAAACACCAUCAUCAGCAUCAUUGGAUUUUGGAACAUUCCAACGAUAUUGAAGGAUUGGGGAGGUAUGAAGAAGUUGUUGCGGUGGCGAGGCGUGAGUUUGAUGGGGUAUGGAAGUUGGAUGGGUGAAGGAGGGUUGAGGGGUGUGCCUGCUACGUAUGGCCGUACUUCUGGGACAUCAGAAGACUGAGAGAUAUCUAUCCGCAAUUUGUCGAACUGGUGGCGAGGCGACAGAACGGAGAGUACAUAUGUUCCAGGUUCAACGUCUGAGAGAGUGAAACGUCCGUCUCGUGCUAUACUCCCAGAGUAAGCCGAGUUAUCAAGAGCAACCUUAGCUCUUCCCAAUUCAAAGACAUCUUGGCAAUGCUCAUUCCAGUGUAUGCUGCCUGUGACGUCCACCGCGAGUGCUGACCAGAAUACGCUCAAGAGCGUGACGACCAGUGAA
Messenger RNA from Stereum hirsutum FP-91666 SS1, 4109 nucleotides. RefSeq lists its product as uncharacterized. The record is from RefSeq and is a predicted model, not a curated record. NCBI's taxonomy places the organism in Eukaryota, Fungi, Basidiomycota, Agaricomycetes, Russulales, Stereaceae. The coding region runs from base 32 to 2641 and encodes 869 amino acids. The transcript is spliced from 8 exons.